This is a messenger RNA of Cuscuta campestris, 1835 nucleotides long. Lineage: Eukaryota; Viridiplantae; Streptophyta; Magnoliopsida; Solanales; Convolvulaceae. The record is from the annotation of a GenBank genome assembly.
CUGAAAGACUAAACUGAGUUUUACUCUUAAUUAACGAGUAUCAUCUCAAGAAUUAAUUAAUUUUGAAGAUUAAUUUAAAAAAAUUCACAAUUAUUGAUUAUCAUUUUUGAGAAUUUAGUUGAAAGUAAGAAAAAAAUGUACCGAGGAAUAAUUUUUUGGCAGAAAAGUCAGCAACAAAGAGAAUCUACAAUUUUUAGUUAAUCAAAAAUUUGAUUCCUAACAUUCUGAAAUGUCAAAAGAAUCAUACCAGCAAAAAUUUUAGCCGAGAUGCAAGCUAUAGGCCGCCAGCCGUCAACUACCAACCUCCGCCGCAACAACCACCACUCUGCCGCCGCGAACAUACUUCCCGUGAUCGGCGCCUACAAAGAUGGCAGGUUCAAAGCCAGCAGAAACGAGGAAGGGUCAAAUAGGGCGAUCAAAUUGGCGGAAUCGUUGACGAACUUCAUCAAUCUAAAGAUCGAAACCGCCAGUAAUGGCAGACGGAGCAGAUUCGCGAGCAUCGAAGACAAGGCGGAGGCUCCCGUUUCGUCUCCGAAGGAAAACAUUUCCGGCGAGUGGCGCGAACUCCAUGGAUGCCGGGAAUGGGAAGGCCUCCUCGACCCGCUCCACCCGUCCCUCCGGCGAGAGAUCGUCAAGUACGGCGAGUUCGCGCAGGUGACCUACGACGCGCUUGAUUCCGACUACUACUCGGAGUACAGCGGGAGCUGCAGGUACAGUCCCCGGAAGCUGUUCUACAAAAUGUCGCUGACGAAGAGCGGCUACAGAGUCGUCAAUUACAUGUACGCGAUGUCGCGGAUCGACCUCCCGGAGUGCCUGGAGGCGUCGCGGCUGGUCAACGGAUGGAGCAAGGACUCGAACUGGAUCGGAUUCGUGGCCGAGAGUGACGACGAGGAGACGCGGCGGAUCGGGCGGAGGGACAUCGCGGUGGCGUGGCGGGGGACGGUGACGCCGACGGAGUGGUACGAGAACGCGCAGCACAAAUUGCAGCCGAUCGGGCACGGAGACGCCAGAGUGGAGCGGGGUUUCCUCAGCAUCUACACCUCGAAGUGCCCGGCGUCGCCCUACAACAGAUCCAGCGCGUCGGAGCAGGUGAUGCGGGAGCUCCGGGAAUUGGUGGAUGCUUCCAGAGAGAAGGGAGAGGAAGUCAGCCUGACAAUCACCGGGCACAGCCUGGGCGGCGCACUGGCGGCGCUCAACGCCUACGAAGCGGCGGCCACCUUCCCCGGCCUUCCGAUCACCGUCAUAUCCUUUGCCUCCCCUAGAGUCGGCAACAUAGCCUUCCGGGACGAGCUCUACCAGAUGGGCGUAAAAACGCUGCGCGUGACGGUGAAGCAGGACAUAGUGCCAAGAAUGCCGGGCGUGAUACUCAACGAAAGCCUCCAGAAAUUCGACGACCUCACGGGGACGCUGCAGGACUGGGUCUACGCGCACGUCGGGGCAGAGCUGAGGCUCGACGCGAGAGCGUCGCCGUACUUGAAGAGGAGGCCCAACCCCAUGGGAACCCAUAUGCUGGAGACAUAUCUCCAUCUUGUGGAUGGAUGGGUGAGCAGGAGCUCGACCUUUAGGUGGGACGCCAAAAGGGAUGUGGCCUUGGUGAAUAAGGACUGUGACAUGCUUGUAGGGGAGCUAAGGGUACCCCUAAUUGGUACCAGUUGGCCAAUAAAGGUAUGGUCCGUAAUUCUUGGGGCAGGUGGGUUAGGCCCAAAAGGGAACCGGAAGACAUACUUUCCCCCAUAAUGUAAAGGGUGAUUUCCCUGCAUGUGUAAACUCAUUGCUUUAUCUUCCUUUAUAUGUAAAUUUAAUGUACACUUUCCCAAAAAAUACCAACCGGAGUU